AUGACAAGAGAAGCUACCAAGUUAGCGGCAAACACCGACGAGUUUACGACGUGCAAGCACGGACGACGACAGUCUCCAAUUGACAUAAUCACAGACACAUUAAUCUUUGACCUUUCAUUACGUCCGGUAGAGCUACACGGCGCAGACCAGCAGCUCACAAUCUCGGUAGAAAACGCCGGUCACGACCUCCUCUUCGCUGUGAUAUUCGGUGUCAUCACAUUUUCCGGCGGACCGCUCUCCUACACCUACCGGCUAAGUGAAAUGCGGUUAAAAUUCGGCUCUUCUUCUGACCGAGGCUCUGAACACCGAGUCAACUCCUUUGCCUACCCUGGAGAGCUGCAGUUAUAUGCCUACAAUAGUGACUUAUAUCGAAGUUUCGCCGACGCCGUUGACAAACCAAAUGGCAUCGCGGCAUUCUCUAGUAUGCUCCAACUCUCUUCAGAGACAAACAAGGACCUAAUGGGAAUUGUUAUGGCAGCAGAAAAAACCCAGUUCUUAGGGAACAAGUUUAACCUCAAAGGCAUCGAACUGCAGGCCCUAUUUCCGGUUGUCGACGAGUACAUGACGUACGAGGGCUCCUUGCCCUUUCCCAACUGUGCUGAAACUGUCACGUGGAUAAUCCUCAACAGGUCAAUUCAAAUCUCUCCUAGAGAGAUGAAAAUCCUUAGGCAACUGCGAACAGAUAAGACGCUUUGGUCUACCUCAAUGGCUGACAACUUUCGAGCAGUCAAUCCACUCAAUAACCGAUCAGUCCGAACGAACAUUCGGUUUGCGAAUUCGGUAAAUCCCCUGAGUAUGAGGACUCAUUUGUGGUUGAAAUUUAAGGCCGUCAAAAUUAAAACUUAA
Molecule: messenger RNA, 846 nt
Organism: Mesocestoides corti
Lineage: Eukaryota; Metazoa; Platyhelminthes; Cestoda; Cyclophyllidea; Mesocestoididae
Source: the annotation of a GenBank genome assembly